AUGCAGUUCUUUUCCGUCUCCCUACUUUUCACCCUCCUGUUGCUCGCCUGUUGCAGCAGCUCUGUCUUCAGCUAUGGUGGCGGUGGUGGUCAUCGAAGUGGACUUUUCCGAUCCUAUGGUGGUGGUGGUGGACACAAAGGAGGUUAUGGAGGAGGCUAUGGAGGCUAUGGAGGCGGCCAUGGUUUUGGGUCCGGAAAAGGUUAUGGAGGACAUGGUUUUGGAAACAACUACGGCGGUGGUCAUGGUGGUGGUUUUGGCGGCGGCCAUGGUGGCGGUUACCACGGGUAA
This is a messenger RNA of Rhagoletis zephyria (snowberry fruit fly), 288 nucleotides long. Its product is annotated as glycine-rich protein DOT1-like. Lineage: Eukaryota; Metazoa; Arthropoda; Insecta; Diptera; Tephritidae. The record is from RefSeq and is a predicted model, not a curated record.